AUGGAUGUGAUCUUUUAUGAGGAUAUAUUUCCUUUUUCAUCAUCUCCUACUUCUCCUUCUUCUGUCUUUCCUGCUCCUUCUUCCUCUCACCUUUCUGAUCCUUCCACUCCUUCUUCUUCAUUUCCCAUUCAUUCUUCUCAUGCACUUGUAUCUUCUACUAGUUCCUCUGCUUCUUUCCCUGCAUCUCUCUCCCAUGUACUUAGGAGGCAUUGUGGUUCUUCUAUUGUUCUGUUGGUUGUGUAUGUAGAUGACAUCAUAUUGACUGGAAUUGAAGUUGCCUAUGUUCCUUCUGGCCUGCUAUUGCAACAAAAGAAAUUUAUCAGAGAUCUUCUCAAAGAGUACCAUAGUGAAUAUGUCAGUUCUGUUACUUGCCCCAUUGAUUUGAAUCACAAAGUGAAGGCUGAUAUGCGUGAACUUAUGCUAUCUCCUGAGCUACAUAGAAGUCUGGGUAAGCUUAACUUCCUUACCCAUAUCAAGCCUGAUUUAUCCUUUGCAGUGCAGCAUCUGAACCAGUUUCUUCAUAGCCCAUCUAUUUCCCUUAUGCAUGUUGCUUUGCACAUCCUCAGGUACCUUAAGGGGUCCUCUGAUAUUGGGGUGUUCAUUAGUAACUCUCAUGAUCUCUCCUUAUCUGUAUAUUGUGAGAGGGACUGGGCUGCAUGCCCAGACACCAGGAGGUCAGUGACUGAUUUAUGCAUUUUGUUAGGUGAUUCUCUUGUUGGCUGGAAGGCAAAUAAACAACCUGUUGUGUCUCUUUCUUCAGCUGAGGUUGAACACAGAGCCAUUAGUAAUUGUAACUGA
Nicotiana tabacum (common tobacco) is the source of this 798-nucleotide messenger RNA. NCBI's taxonomy places the organism in Eukaryota, Viridiplantae, Streptophyta, Magnoliopsida, Solanales, Solanaceae. The record is from RefSeq and is a predicted model, not a curated record.